Messenger RNA from Mesoplodon densirostris (Blainville's beaked whale), 2091 nucleotides. RefSeq names its product Zic family member 4 (gene ZIC4). The record is from RefSeq and is a predicted model, not a curated record. Gene Ontology annotation, molecular function: RNA polymerase II cis-regulatory region sequence-specific DNA binding; DNA-binding transcription factor activity, RNA polymerase II-specific. Gene Ontology annotation, biological process: regulation of transcription by RNA polymerase II; central nervous system development. Lineage: Eukaryota; Metazoa; Chordata; Mammalia; Artiodactyla; Ziphiidae. Gene Ontology annotation, cellular component: nucleus.
AUGAAUGGUCCAUGGGGACAGCUGGGAGCCAGCGAGGUCUUUGGAAUGGAGAAGGGGCGUUGGAGGGGCUGCAACUUGGCCUGCACCGUCUGCAGGAAACUCCCUUUGGAUCUCAAGGUCAUAUUUCUACCCCUUUUCCGACAGCAUUGGCCUCAGAGCGACCUGCGAAGAGGCACCAUGUUCCCUUCCUCUGUCUGGCCGCCGGCAGUUUGCGGGCGGGGGGUGGUGUUCAAAGGGAUGGUUAAAUGUCCAGGCUGGUCUUUCAAGCGACCCACUAACGCAGAUUCUAUUCUGGGCACACGGAGGUCGCCCAGUCUUCAGCCCCCGGCUGGAGGAACCUCAGCUUUUCCCUCUAGGGAACAGAAGAAUGAGAAAAGGCCGUCGCACAACCCAGCCUCAAAGCCCAAAUUCCUGGCUCAAAAUCAGAAAAUGAGAUACAAGACUUCUUUGGUGAUGAGGAAACGCAUGCGGCUUUACCGAAACGCCCUGAAAGAGUCAAGUAGCAGCUCCGGACACCAUGGCCCCCAGCUCGCUGCCGCCUCCAGCCCCUCGGUGUUACCGGGCUUUCACGAGCAGCCUCCCCAGGCCUCCCCUAGCUGCACUUUGAACGGACUCCUGCGUCUGGGGCUCCCCGGAGACAUGUACGCACGGCCCGAACCCUUCCCGCCGGGACCUGUGGCCCGCAGCGACGCCCUGGCAGCUGCCGCAGCCCUGCACAACUACGGGGGCAUGAACCUGACCAUGAACCUCGCCGCACCCCACGGUCCCGGCGCCUUCUUCCGCUACAUGCGCCAGCCCAUCAAACAGGAGCUCAUCUGCAAGUGGCUGGCGGCCGACGGCCCCGCACCCCCGCGCCGCUGCUCCAAAACUUUCAGCACCAUGCACGAGCUGGUCACGCACGUCACCGUGGAGCACGUCGGAGGCCCUGAGCAGAGUAACCACAUCUGCUUCUGGGAGGAGUGUCCGCGCCAGGGCAAGCCCUUUAAAGCCAAAUACAAACUUGUAAAUCACAUCCGCGUGCACACGGGCGAGAAGCCCUUCCCUUGUCCUUUCCCGGGGUGUGGGAAAGUCUUUGCUAGAUCAGAAAAUCUCAAAAUACACAAAAGAACUCACACAGGGGAGAAGCCCUUCAGGUGCGAGUUCGAGGGCUGCGAGCGGCGCUUCGCCAACAGCAGCGACCGCAAGAAGCACUCGCACGUGCACACGAGUGACAAGCCCUACACGUGCAAAGUGCGCGGCUGCGACAAGUGCUACACGCACCCCAGCUCGCUGCGUAAGCACAUGAAGGUGCACGGGCGCUCGCCGCCGCCGCCCAGCUCUGGCUACGACUCGGCCACACCGUCUGCCCUCGUGUCUCCCUCGUCGGACUUCGGCCGCGAGCCCCCGGUGGCCUCCUCGGCGGCGGUGGCGGCGCGUAGCGCCGACCUGAGCGAAUGGUACGUGUGUCAGGGCGCAGGCCCCGCCUCCGCUGCCCCCGCAGCGCCCCCAAGCCCCGCGCGGCCACCUGGCCCCGCCGCCGCCGCCUUCGUUACCAGGGUUGCUGCUGUGGUUGCUGCUUCCGCGUACCCUGACUGCCAGAAUGGGAAAUGUUUUCCUCGAGGCCUGGGCCUCCCGGAUAGCCACCCCUACUCCGUUCCCAGCUCCCAGUCGGAGCCUCCUCGGAAGUUCCUGUGGCGGGAAGAUGUCCACCGCGUUGCUCGCAAGGUAAUCUCGCCCUGCGCAGCUGAGCGCCCGCAUCUUGCGCCUGCGACAUCAAAGGGCCCGCGCACAAAGCAAUGUUUCUUCGCCACGGUGCAUCUUCAUGAGAAAUGUCUGGUAGCUGGCGGGAAUAAAACAAAGAAAAAGAGAGGGCGGGCUGGCUCCAAGCCUUCCCUGAGCCCUGAUGGGGUACCUGGGGCACUCCUGGGGCACCGCAGGAGUCUUCCCAGCUGGACGCUCCUCUCUCUGAGAGUAGCGGAUGCUCAGACCUCUCGAGUCCCUACUCCCUUCAGAGAGCUGCGAAGAGCCAAAGCCCUAAGACUGUGUGGCUACAGCCCACAGGACUCUUCUCUGAGCCCCGAUUGGGAGACUGGGCUCGUCAGUGAGUUUUAG